This is a messenger RNA of Diaporthe batatas, 1554 nucleotides long. RefSeq lists its product as uncharacterized. The transcript has a single exon. Bases 1 to 1554 code for a protein of 517 amino acids. Lineage: Eukaryota; Fungi; Ascomycota; Sordariomycetes; Diaporthales; Diaporthaceae. The record is from RefSeq and is a predicted model, not a curated record.
AUGGCGGUUGCUGGAGUCGCAACCACGCUCGACUGUAGCCUUGCGUCCCUCCACACCAUCAUUCCCGAAAAUGCAACUCUCAACUAUGUUGAGAAGCUGUCAGAAGGUUCCGCGUUUGGCGACGAAAAUCAGCUGCCCCUGACCGGUCGCGACCUGCCUCCGGGCUGCGCCGUGGGCUACUCCGUGCCGUCGUCUGCGAACUCUACGCUGAGAAUAGCGCUCCUGCUUCCGACCGAUUGGAACGGUCGCUUCAUGGCGAGUGGCGGCAGUGGAUUUAGUGGGCACACCUCGUGGUCAGAUAUGGGCUUUUAUGGUCACUAUGGCUUUGCCUCCAUGUCGACCAACCAGGGCCAUACCUCCUACGGCCUGGACGCGGACUGGGCCAUGAACAAUCCAGAAGCAAUCAUUGAUUGGGCUCACCGCGGUAUCCACCUGGCGGCACAGAAUUCCAAAGAAAUUGUCGAGCAGUAUUAUGGCUCGAACAUUGAGUACUCUUACUACACCGGAUGCUCGACAGGUGGACGUCAGGGUCUCAAGCUGGUCGACCUGUACCCGGAAGAUUUUGACGGUGCCCUCAUCGGAAGCCCCGCGUGGAGCAUGGUGCGACUCGCAGGAUGGGUUACGAAGCUCGGAAUCUGGAACCUGCCCGCAGACGACCCAAGCCACAUCCCGGCUUCGCUGUUGAACCUUGUGGCCAUGGAGCAGAUCAAGCUGUGUGACCAAAGGGAUGGCGUCGCCGACGGUAUCGUCAUGGAUCCAACAAUUUGUCGCCCAUCACUGGCACACCUCUCUUGCAAGGACAACCAGACUGACAACUGCCUUACCGACCCGCAGUUCAAGACCCUUUCUCGCCUGUCGAGCGACUGGACCGACUCCAACGGUUCGCUGAUCAAGCCGACAUUCGACCCCGGUGCCGAAUUCACCAUCCUAGCUGGCGUCGACUCGGAACCAAUCGAGCUUGCCACCUCUCUUUUCACGAACAUGGUCUUCAACGACUCGCAGUGGGACUGGCGCACCCUGGACGAGGAGACUAUCCAGCUUGCCGAUGAGGUCAACCCCGGACAGAUGGACGUCAGACAGCGCGACUUUUCCCCAUUCAAGGACAGGGGAGGUAAAUUGAUCAUGUACCACGGCUGGGCCGACCAGGCUAUCCCCGCCCAGUCCAGCCUCCUCUUCCGCGACCGCAUCAGCCAGACGAUGGGCUCCGAGGAGGUGGAUGAAUUCUACAGACUCUACAUGAUGCCAGGCGUGCAGCACUGCGUUAGCUCCUACAACGACGCCCCGUGGAGCAUUGGCGGCGUCGGCCAGGGCGACUUUAAUUCACGGCAUGAGGGGCCAGGGUACGUUGACGAUGCUGAGCACAACGCGCUGCUGGCGCUGAUGCGCUGGGUUGAGGAGGGUGACGCGCCUGGACAUAUUGUUGCUUCGAAAUUUGUAAACAACUCUGUUGCACUUGGUGUGGUCGGUCAGAGACCACUGUGCGCAUACCCUCAGAAAGCGGUCUACGUCGGCGGUGCUAUCGACAAGACGGAGGGCUGGAAGUGUCAGUCUUAG